Molecule: messenger RNA, 5763 nt
Organism: Sorex araneus (European shrew)
Lineage: Eukaryota; Metazoa; Chordata; Mammalia; Eulipotyphla; Soricidae
Gene: TNKS2
Product: tankyrase 2
Exons: 27
Coding region: 251-3751 (1166 amino acids)
Molecular function (GO): protein binding; NAD+ poly-ADP-ribosyltransferase activity
Source: RefSeq, a predicted model, not a curated record
GUCGCUUCAGGGCCCGGGCGGCGAGUUCGCGCUGCCUCCACCGCCGCGGGGCCGCUGGGGGUCGCGGGGCCGUGAGAGGAGCGCGCGGCGGCGCGGCCAUGGGGCUCGGCCGAGCCCUGUGACGGCCGGGACCCGAACGGCCCGGGCCCUGAGCGCGUCACCUCCGGGGGGCCUCGCCCUCCUGCUCGCGGGGCCCGGGCUCCUGCUGCCUCUGCUGGCGCUGCUGCUGCUGGCGGCGGCCGCCAGGAUCAUGUCGGGCCGCCGCUGCGCCGGCGGGGGCGCGGCCUGUGGGGGCGCCGCGGCCGAGGCCGUGGAGCCUGCCGCCCGCGAGCUCUUCGAGGCGUGCCGCAACGGGGACGUGGAGCGAGUCAAGAGGCUGGUGACGCCGGAGAAGGUGAACAGCCGCGACACGGCGGGCAGGAAGUCCACCCCGCUUCACUUCGCCGCAGGUUUUGGGAGAAAGGAUGUCGUUGAAUAUUUGCUUCAGAAUGGCGCAAAUGUCCAAGCACGUGAUGAUGGAGGGCUAAUUCCUCUUCAUAAUGCAUGUUCUUUUGGUCAUGCUGAAGUAGUCAAUCUCCUUCUGCGACAUGGUGCAGACCCAAAUGCUCGGGAUAAUUGGAACUAUACGCCUCUCCAUGAAGCUGCAAUUAAAGGAAAGAUUGAUGUUUGUAUUGUGCUCUUACAGCAUGGAGCUGAACCAACCAUCCGAAAUACAGAUGGAAGGACAGCAUUAGAUUUAGCAGACCCAUCCGCCAAAGCAGUGCUAACUGGUGAAUAUAAGAAAGAUGAACUCUUAGAAAGUGCAAGGAGUGGCAAUGAGGAAAAAAUGAUGGCUCUACUUACACCAUUAAAUGUCAACUGCCAUGCAAGUGAUGGCAGAAAGUCAACUCCAUUGCAUUUGGCAGCAGGAUACAACAGAGUAAAGAUUGUACAGCUAUUGUUGCAACAUGGAGCUGAUGUCCAUGCUAAAGAUAAAGGUGAUCUGGUGCCGUUACACAAUGCCUGUUCUUACGGUCAUUAUGAAGUAACUGAACUUCUGGUCAAGCAUGGCGCCUGUGUAAAUGCGAUGGACUUAUGGCAAUUUACUCCUCUUCAUGAGGCAGCUUCUAAGAACAGAGUUGAAGUGUGUUCUCUUCUUUUAAGUUAUGGAGCAGAUCCAACACUGUUAAAUUGUCACAAUAAAAGUGCUAUCGACUUAGCUCCUACACCACAAUUAAAAGAAAGAUUAGCAUAUGAAUUUAAAGGCCACUCAUUGCUUCAGGCUGCGCGGGAAGCUGAUGUUACACGAAUCAAAAAACAUCUCUCUCUGGAAAUGGUGAAUUUCAAGCAUCCUCAGACACAUGAGACAGCAUUGCAUUGUGCUGCUGCAUCUCCAUAUCCCAAAAGAAAGCAAAUAUGUGAACUGCUGCUUAGGAAAGGAGCAAACAUCAAUGAGAAGACUAAAGAAUUCUUGACUCCUCUACACGUGGCAUCAGAGAAAGCACAUAAUGAUGUUGUAGAAGUAGUGGUGAAACAUGAAGCAAAGGUUAAUGCUCUGGAUAAUCUUGGUCAGACUUCUCUGCACAGAGCUGCACAUUGUGGUCAUCUCCAAACCUGCCGCCUACUCCUGAGCUAUGGGUGUGAUCCUAACAUCAUCUCCCUUCAGGGCUUUACGGCAUUACAGAUGGGAAAUGAAAAUGUACAGCAACUUCUUCAAGAGGGUGUCUCAUUGGGUAAUUCGGAGGCAGACAGACAAUUGCUAGAAGCUGCAAAGGCUGGAGAUGUAGAAACUGUAAAAAAAUUGUGUACUGUCCAGAGUGUCAAUUGCAGAGACAUUGAAGGACGUCAGUCUACACCACUUCAUUUUGCUGCUGGCUAUAACAGGGUGUCCGUGGUAGAAUAUCUACUGCAACAUGGAGCUGAUGUACAUGCUAAAGAUAAAGGAGGCCUUGUACCUUUGCAUAAUGCAUGUUCUUAUGGACAUUAUGAAGUUGCAGAACUUCUAGUUAAGCAUGGAGCAGUAGUAAAUGUAGCAGAUUUGUGGAAAUUUACACCUUUACAUGAAGCUGCGGCAAAAGGAAAAUACGAAAUUUGUAAACUUCUGCUUCAGCAUGGUGCAGACCCUACAAAGAAAAACAGAGAUGGAAAUACUCCUCUGGAUCUUGUUAAAGAUGGCGAUACAGAUAUCCAAGAUCUGCUAAGAGGAGAUGCAGCUUUGUUAGAUGCUGCCAAGAAAGGUUGUUUAGCCAGAGUAAAGAAGUUGUCUUCACCUGAUAAUGUAAAUUGCCGUGAUACCCAAGGCAGACACUCAACACCUUUACAUUUAGCAGCUGGUUAUAAUAAUUUAGAAGUUGCAGAGUAUUUGUUACAACAUGGAGCUGAUGUAAAUGCCCAAGACAAAGGAGGACUUAUUCCUUUACAUAAUGCAGCAUCUUAUGGGCAUGUAGAUGUAGCUGCUUUACUAAUAAAGUAUAAUGCAUGUGUCAAUGCCACGGACAAAUGGGCUUUCACACCUUUGCAUGAAGCAGCCCAAAAGGGACGGACACAGCUUUGUGCUUUAUUGUUGGCCCAUGGAGCUGAUCCUACUCUUAAAAAUCAGGAAGGACAAACACCUUUAGAUUUAGUUUCAGCUGAUGACGUCAGUGCUCUCCUGACAGCAGCCAUGCCUCCUUCUGCUCUGCCUUCAUGUUACAAACCUCAAGUGCUCAAUGGUGUGCGAACUCCAGGAACAACCACAGAUACUUUAUCAUCAGGUCCAUCCAGUCCAUCGAGUCUUUCUGCAGCCAGCAGUCUUGACAACUUAUCUGGGAGUUUUUCUGAACUGUCCUCACUAGUCAGUUCAAGUGGAACAGAGGGUGCAUCUGGUUUGGAGAAAAAAGAAGUUCCAGGAGUAGAUUUUAGCAUAACUCAGUUUGUAAGGAAUCUUGGCCUUGAGCACCUAAUGGAUAUAUUUGAGAGAGAACAGAUAACUUUGGAUGUAUUGGUUGAAAUGGGGCACAAGGAACUGAAGGAGAUUGGAAUCAAUGCUUACGGACAUAGACACAAACUAAUUAAGGGAGUUGAAAGACUUAUCUCUGGACAACAAGGUCUUAACCCAUACUUAACUCUGAACACUUCUGGCAGUGGAACAAUUCUUAUUGAUCUGUCUCCUGAUGAUAAAGAGUUUCAAUCUGUAGAGGAAGAGAUGCAAAGUACAGUUCGAGAGCACAGAGAUGGUGGUCACGCAGGCGGAAUCUUCAACAGAUACAAUAUUCUCAAGAUCCAGAAAGUUUGUAACAAGAAACUAUGGGAAAGGUAUACUCAUAGGAGAAAAGAAGUUUCUGAAGAAAACCACAACCAUGCAAAUGAAAGAAUGCUAUUUCAUGGGUCUCCAUUUGUGAAUGCAAUUAUCCAUAAAGGCUUCGAUGAAAGACAUGCCUACAUAGGUGGCAUGUUUGGAGCCGGGAUUUAUUUUGCUGAAAACUCCUCCAAAAGCAAUCAGUAUGUUUAUGGAAUUGGAGGAGGCACUGGAUGUCCAGUUCACAAAGAUAGAUCUUGUUAUAUUUGUCACAGACAGCUGCUCUUUUGCCGAGUGACCUUAGGAAAGUCUUUCCUGCAGUUCAGUGCAAUGAAGAUGGCACAUUCUCCUCCAGGGCAUCACUCAGUCACUGGUCGACCCAGUGUCAACGGCCUAGCAUUAUCUGAGUAUGUUAUUUACAGAGGAGAACAGGCUUAUCCUGAAUAUUUAAUUACUUAUCAGAUUGUAAGGCCUGAAGGUAUGGUUGAUGGAUAAAUACUUGUUUCAGGAAACUGACUCCACUGAACUUAAAAUCAUCUAAGCAGCUGAUGGCCUCUUAAGUUUUACUCCUUUGCUGAGAGAAGUCAUUUUCUUCACACGACUGGCAAAAGGAUAAAAAAUGUGAAAGAAGUUUAACAUUCAGACUUGAUAAAGCUUUAAUAAUGUACAGUGUUUUCUAAAUAUGUCCUGUUUUCAGCACUUUAACAGAUGCCAUUCCAGGUUAAACUGGGUUUGUCUGUACUAAAUUAUAAACAGAAUUAACUUGAACCUUUUAUAUGUUAUGCAUUGAUUCCUCCAGAAACUGUAACCCCCUCGACAGAAUUCAUUUUACUAAUACAGUACUGUGUUUCUUUAAAACACAGCAUUUACACUGAAUACAAUUUCAUUUGUAAAACUGUAAAUAAGAGCUUUUGUACUAGCCCAAUAUUUAUUUACAUUGCUUUGUAAUAUAAAUCUACUGUUUUAGAACAGCAGCGGUUUACAGAUUGUUUUCAUAUGUAUUGCUCAUCUAUAUUUCAUCUUGCAUCAUCAUAAUUGCGUGAUUUUUUGCAUUAGAUUCCAGAUGCUAUGUUGAGUAGUUAUCAGAGACCUGGGCAAUUGGGAAAGAUUCAUUUAUCAGCCCUAAUUUGCUCAUAGAGCAUUAUCUCAUUAGAUUUUUUUCCCAUUUAAGAUCUUAUUUCAUUAAAACUCUGAGAAUUUAAUUAGUGAUAUCUUUGUAUGUAUAAACACAUUCCAAAGAGGUCCAACUAUGAUAGUCCUGGUUGCUAAAGAGGUUUCUUUACUGACCUCAAAAUCUAGGUUUUGCUUUGAAAAUUUUUCUCCUGUCAUUUUCUAAAAAUUAGAGCAAGUACUUAUGUCUUAGAGAAGCUAAAUCCUGCCACUGAAAAUUAUGGUAUUCUUUUCAUGGAAUGUAAAUAGAAAGUUAAAUUUCAGAGAUGGAAAUGGCAAUUCCAAAUAAUUUUCCAGUUUGCUCUGAUUACCUUUAAUCUAAAAAGAAAAAAAUCAGCAAAUGGGAGUGGGUAGAUUUUUGUUGUAAGUACUUUUUCCUGUCCUUUUCUUUUGAAUCUUCUAUGUAGCAGAGGUAAAGUCCACCAGAACCUUAAAAUGAAGGUGUCCAGUAAAACGGUGCUAGGUGCUUCCUACUCCUGGGUUGCUUCCUCUUGGCAUUGCCCCAAUUGUGAUUAUACUUUUAGUUUGUGCACCACAUGAUGACCAGGUUUAUGUUCAGUUUGGCAGCUGUAGAGGGGAAGGCUAGCCCAUAAAAGGCCAUUCCAGACUAUUUCCUAAUGUAAAACUAUCUUUGUGAAAUAUGCUUAACGCAUCUGGGUACAGAGAGAAGUGUUAUAGCUUAACAGUCUCUUUUAUUUGUUAUGGCAAAACUUUUACCUGCCAAUUUGUAAAUGAUGUUCUCCUCCCUGCCGUCCCCCCUGCCCCUUGUACCAGUUCACUUUUGUUUGAUAUUUUAUUCAGGUUCUAGAUUAACUGACCCUUUGCGUAAAGGACUUUGUACAUACAGAACUAGAAAAUUAUGAUUCUUGUUUUGAGUAAGAAUUAAUCAAAGUAAAUACAUAUCUGGAGCUGUUUCUGUGCUAUUAAUGGGGAUCAUUAAAAAAGAGGUCAAUUCCUGACCUUACACUGCUUUUAUAUAGCUCUCAUAAUUGGAAAUAUGAUCCUAAAGUCAUUUAUUGAAACACAAAUGGAGUAUGCCAAAUUUUGUAUGAUCUUUCUGGUUCAGGAAGCUUCCAGUUUUUAUAAUUAGAAGAUAAUGAGAUAAGUUCAUGGAGUUUAUAUUUACAUAUCUUAUCUCUCAACAUUUAGCCCAUAUUACUGUAUGAGUGAAUCUGGAAUUGCUUAUCAUGUAAAGCCAUCAUGGUCUAUGAGUUUAUGAUAUUGCAGCCUAUGUUGUUCCAUCUAAUUCAUCGCUUAGUGUGUUUUUUUUUCUAUGAAUAAUUGUGAUCAAUAUGUUAGCAUGACAGUGUUUUCAGAUAGUUUUUUUUGGGGGGGGA